Rhodamnia argentea is the source of this 1788-nucleotide messenger RNA. RefSeq names its product SNAP25 homologous protein SNAP33-like. Gene Ontology annotation, molecular function: SNAP receptor activity. The record is from RefSeq and is a predicted model, not a curated record. The coding region runs from base 506 to 1531 and encodes 341 amino acids. Gene Ontology annotation, cellular component: plasma membrane; SNARE complex. NCBI's taxonomy places the organism in Eukaryota, Viridiplantae, Streptophyta, Magnoliopsida, Myrtales, Myrtaceae. The transcript has 5 exons.
AGAGAGAAGAGGUCCAAGUAAGAGCCGUCAAAGAACAGGCAUCGGCUUAAAGUCUCGGACUUUGAUCUGUUCAAAGGAACGCCAGGAAAAACUCAACCACGCGGGACGAGAUUCUCCUUUUAAAUUUCGCGUUUCUGCUGCGUUUGACGACAGAUGACAGUGAAGCCACCACCACCCGGAAGAUAGAAUUUUUUUUUUUUUUCCUCUCUAACCAUUUGAAAGCCUGCAACUUUCGUCCUCCUUUGAACUUUCAACGCUCUCUCGAACGCCAUUUAUGCGCGUUCCCUCCUAGCAUUUUCCACAGGCCACGCCUUAAGUAAUCCUCUCUCCAUCCUCUCUUUGACGUCAAGUUCGUCAUUUUGUAGAAUCUUGGAGGAAGGUCGUAGUUCAUCGCCGUGACUCUGCGUUCUUGCAAGAUUUUCAGGUUCACUGCGAGCUUUGCUUUGGUUUCUGUUUCUGUGGUUCAUUACUGCGUGAAAGUCGUUCACUUGUACAAUAGAACAAAAUGUUUGGUUCAAAGAAGUCUCCAUUGAAACUGGCCAAGCAUAGCUCUGUUGAUAAUGGACAUCCUGUUACUUCAGGAUCCAAUCCUUUUGGUUCUGAUGAUGAGGUAGACAAUAAGCAUAAUCUUAAAACCUCAAGAAGGACAUCAUCCGAGCCUACAUUAGGUCCACCAGAACCAAGCGUUAACUCCUACAAUGAUCACUCUCAAAAAGGAACAUCUUCUUCCUCAUAUUCAAGUUCACUAACCUAUGCCACAAGAAAUAGGUAUAAGAAUAAUUUCCAAGAUUCUGGGGGCUUGGAGAACCAAUCAGUGCAAGAACUUGAAGGCUAUGCAGUGUACAAGGCUGAGGAGACUACAAAGAGUGUUAAUGGCUGCCUGAAGAUUGCAGAGGACAUGAGGGAGGAUGCGACGAAGACCCUGGUCAUGUUGCAUCAGCAGGGUGAGCAGAUCACCAGGAGCCAUGCCAUUGCUGUUGAUAUAGAUCACAAUCUUAGCCGGGGCGAGAAGCUUCUGGGAAGCCUUGGAGGCAUGUUUAAAAAGACUUGGAAACCAAAGACAAACCGUCGAGUUACUGGCCCUCUAAUUACAAGAGAUGCUGUCCCGACGAAGGGUGAUCACUUGGAACAGAGGGAGAAGUUGGGUUUGACUUCAGUGACUAAGCAACAAUCUAACAAGCGAACGCCACUGCACGAGCCAACAGAUGCACUGCAAAAAGUUGAGGUCGAAAAGUCGAAGCAAGAUGAUGCUCUCUCAGAAAUUAGCAACAUUUUGGGGGAUAUGAAGGACAUGGCUGUUGAUAUGGGAACUGAAAUUCAGAGGUCAGUGUUGUCGAUCUUUCAUCGAUCUUUUGGAUGCAACUCUAUGUCAUACUCUCUCUCUCUCUCUCUCAAUGCAUUACCGGUUUUUGUCCUACAUAAUGUGUUAUUAACGAGUAUUCUCAAGUUACAUUAUGUUAAAUAUGUCGGAAAUCAGAUUGCGCUUUUCAUGCGCAGAGUUUCAGUGUUUCUGAAUGAGCGUAUGUACUAAUUUUUAUCAACCUUGAGCAUAUGUGUCGAGAGUACUAUUUUAUGAGACCCUCGUGCAUACAUUUUGCAGCUUUAUUUCUCUUGUGAUCGCAUCAAUAGUUAUCUCUGAAAUCAUCCUCGCUAAAUGAGCCUAUGAAAAAGCUCUACGUUUGAUCUAAAUCAAAAUGGAGUACGGACAGUGCUGUUUUCCCUCUUUCUACUGAUAAAUGCUGUACGGUACUACAGCAAUCUGUUCUUUCAUCUCUGUUUGGCCACUCU